CGAAAAAUCAGUCGAGCGAUCGUAGCUGACAACAUCCUACACGCAGAGCAAGUGUCAUGAAACAAGUAUUGGAUGUUCUCCAAGACUCGACGAUUGCGUCGAAGAGCGGCAAGGACCAUCGCUCUCGUUUCUGGGGGGUGUACAAAAGAGUCGCGGAGGAGCAUGACGGCGAGUUCCUUGAGAGAUACACCAGCGAUAUGGACAUUGUCUUGGUCUUCUCUGGUCUUUUCUCCGCCGUCAGCACGUCUUUUAUCGUAGCGAUGGAGUCUAAUCUCAGUCCCGACCCCAACGACACCACGCAUGCUCUUCUCGCGCAGCUUGUACAGAUUGGGCUCGGCAACCUCGCUGAAGCGAGCUCUGCGCCUGCAUCUACGUGGUCGCCAUCGGCGACGACUAUAUGGAUCCAAAUGAUCGCAUACGCGAGCUUGUCCAUGAGCUUGCUCGCUGCUUUCGGGGCCGUACUGGGCAAACAGUGGCUCGGGUACUACAAGUCGAACAGAUAUGGCCGCGGCUCGCAGGAGGAACGAGGGAAGCGCAGGCAAGAGACGUUCGACG
This is a messenger RNA of Suillus clintonianus, 555 nucleotides long. RefSeq lists its product as uncharacterized. The record is from RefSeq and is a predicted model, not a curated record. The transcript has 2 exons. NCBI's taxonomy places the organism in Eukaryota, Fungi, Basidiomycota, Agaricomycetes, Boletales, Suillaceae. The annotation marks the transcript as partial.